AUGUCAUCAUCAACAACAAGAAACAUCACCAUUGGCAUUGAUGGCGGAUCAACAGGCACCACCAUCGUAGCUCUCGACAAUUCCACACAAGCCAUCCUCUCAACAGCUCACUGUCCAUCUUCCAAUAAGAAUAGUGUUGGAGCUGAUAAAGCUAAACAAGUCAUUCUUGAUGGUAUUAGACAAGUAUUGGCAGAGUGUUGUUCAUCUGAAGCACAAGAACAACAAUUGGAAAGAGUUUCUGCUGUCUGUUUGGGAUUGAGUGGUGUAGAUCGUCCAGAUGAUAUUGCUGAAGUGAGAUCAUGGAUUUGUGAAUUAUUUAACAUUCCUUUAUCAUCAUCAUCAUCAAAUUGCGAAGAAAAUAACAACAAAUAUCCUGAAAUUCACAUAUUCAAUGAUGCUGUAGCUGCUAUCUGUAGUGGAACAUUGGGUAGUUUGCAUCAUGUGAUAUGUUUGAUUGCAGGUACUGGAUCGAUUUGUCUCGGAACCAAUGAUGAUGGUCAAAAUUAUAAGAGAACUGGAGGAUGGGGACCAUUGUUGGGUGAUAGAGGAAGUGGAUUCUGGCUUGGCUCUCAAGUCUUGUUAAGUGCAGUUGAUUGUGAGGAUGAAUAUGGAGAACAAACUGUUCUUACUCAAUUGGUUAAGGAUGAAUUGAAAAUUCAUUUAGGAGAUGCAUAUGAUGGAAAGAAUUUGAGUAAUUUAAUUCCAUAUAUUUACAAGAAUACAGAAUGGAGUAGAAUUGCUCAAUUUGCACCACUUGCUUUCAAGGCCAUUAGUGAAUCUGAUGAUGCUGUCUCAAAGAAGAUUAUUCAACAAAUGGUCAAUGAUUUGUUUCAUUUAGUGAAAACCACUGCAACUAAAUUGAAUUUCACAAAUGGAUCGGAAAAGUUUUCAUUGGUAUUCUGUGGAAGUAUUCUCACUCAUGAAAAUUCAAUUGUUGCUGAGGGAUUAAUUGAGAAAUUGAAGGAGAGUUUUGGAGACUUGAUUCAAAUUAUUGAAAAACCAAGAGUGGAUCCAGCUGUAGGAAGUGCCUUAUUCUAUUUGAAUAAGAAGAAGUAA
Naegleria gruberi is the source of this 1056-nucleotide messenger RNA. RefSeq lists its product as uncharacterized. The transcript has a single exon. The coding region runs from base 1 to 1056 and encodes 351 amino acids. The record is from RefSeq and is a predicted model, not a curated record. Lineage: Eukaryota; Heterolobosea; Eutetramitea; Acrasida; Naegleriidae.